AUGGAGGAUUCCCCCCCCGAGUGUGACUUCUGUCACCACGAAAUGCACUGUUGCUGGUGCGAGCCCCGGUGCGCCGUGUACAGUCGCCGGAGGUCGUUUCAACUGAAAAAGGGCGUCGCGUUUUGGUUCCAGGAGGACGACGAGUGUGCCGAGUGGCUGUGCGAAAGGUGUUGCGACUUUGACCCGAAAGAUCCGCACGUCAAGUCGGACAAGGAGGGAUACACGCGCUGGGCGUGUGAGAACCGCGGCGAGCCCUCGCAAGAGCCCGAAACGCACAUGCAAACUUGGCCAGAGUUUUGCGAGUGGGGCAUCGUCGUCGAGGACGAGAAAAAACCCGCUGUUGAGAAAAAAUAA
Messenger RNA from Micromonas commoda, 354 nucleotides. RefSeq lists its product with no specific name. Lineage: Eukaryota; Viridiplantae; Chlorophyta; Mamiellophyceae; Mamiellales; Mamiellaceae. The record is from RefSeq and is a predicted model, not a curated record. Bases 1 to 354 code for a protein of 117 amino acids. The transcript has a single exon.